Messenger RNA from Hemiscyllium ocellatum (epaulette shark), 4441 nucleotides. It is a transcript of the gene tnfaip6, whose product is annotated as tumor necrosis factor, alpha-induced protein 6. The transcript is spliced from 6 exons. Gene Ontology annotation, molecular function: hyaluronic acid binding. The record is from RefSeq and is a predicted model, not a curated record. The coding region runs from base 54 to 863 and encodes 269 amino acids. Gene Ontology annotation, biological process: cell adhesion; negative regulation of inflammatory response. NCBI's taxonomy places the organism in Eukaryota, Metazoa, Chordata, Chondrichthyes, Orectolobiformes, Hemiscylliidae.
CAGCACAAAACAUUUACUAGAACACCCUCAAACCUUGAGGUACGACUGUUACCAUGCUUUUGACAUUUUUUUUUGUUUUACUAUGGCAUGAGACAGUCGCCUGGGGGCUGAAGAAUGGAGUACUGCACAACUCAAUAUGGUUAGAACAAGCAGCUGGUGUUUAUCACAGAGAAUCGCGCAAAGGAAAAUAUCAGCUCACCUUGAAAGAAGCUAAAGUGGUCUGUAACUAUGAAGGAGGCACCCUUGCAACGUAUAAACAAUUAGAGUUAGCUCAGCGUAUAGGAUUUCAUGUAUGUGCAGCUGGAUGGCUUUCAGGAGGGAGAGUUGGAUAUCCAAUAGUAAAACCUGGAGCCAACUGUGGAGGUGGAAAAACUGGUAUAAUUGACUAUGGACAUCGAGUGAAUAAAUCAGAAUUAUGGGAUGCUUACUGCUACAAUCCACAUGCAAAACAAUGUGGCGGUGUUCUAACAAAUCCAGAACGGAUUAUUAAGUCCCCAAAUUUCCCAGAUGACUAUGAGGAUCAACAAGUCUGUUACUGGCACAUUCGACUUAAAUACAAGCAACGCAUCCAUUUACAGUUUCUCGAAUUUGAUAUAGAAGAUGACCCAUCUUGCUUAUCUGACUACCUUGAAGUGUAUGACAGUUAUGAUGAUUUGCUAGGCUUUGUUGGCAGGUUUUGUGGAAACAAAUUACCAAGUGACAUCAUUAGUACAGGCAAUGUUAUGACUCUGAAGUUCUUGUCAGAUUCUUCAGUUACAGCUAAAGGUUUCCAACUUACUUACAAGGCCAUCAUGCCAUCGUCUCCAGCCUCAACUGACCGGACAGAAGACAGCAAAAGUGAAAUAAAUUACACUGUUUCCUAGGCAGUCAAACGAAACUCAUUGUUUAAUGAAUUUAGUUAAUUGUCUUGAAAAUGAUCACAGAUAACUUGGAAUCUCUUAUAUCCAAUUCUUAACCUAGCAUGAAACACAAACUUGAUUUAGGUUUAGUUUUUCUUCAUAGUAGAGUUCCUUAAAUUUUCCACAUUUUCUCUAUAACUGGUUAAAACAUAAUGCACAGACUAGCUACUGACAGAAAAGCUUAUGUGUGCCACUGUUAUUUAGUUUGAGAAAACAGUCUAGGGAUAUUCAAUGCCCCUCUAUCUAACAUUUAAUUUUAUCUUAUUUAAAAGAUAGUUUGAGUUUCUAAUCUAACAUAUAUCAACAAAAAACACCACCACUUCCAAUAUAUGUCUCAAUUCCUGAGUCCAAGGAAAUCAGAGGUAUUGAGCUUUCCUUUCAUUUGUUUUUCUUAUUUUUGUCAACCAAGUGUCCAGUUAACUUGCUAUUCCCCCUAACUGCGAAUGAGUCUUAAAGUUGUGCUUCAUACAAAAAUACUUCCAAAAAAUAUUUUCGAUUUGUUUUUGAGAGGUGCCAUCAGAGCAGCUAUUCAGGCAGAACGUAACUCCCAAUUUUAUAGUUUAAAUCCCAAUAAAAUAUUCAAAUAACUAUUCACUUCUGCUCUUAAAAAUUAUUAAUUAAAUAAUUGAAUUGUGCUUGUCACAACUGAAUCUAUCGAACAGAAAAAUCUCAGUUGUAACAACUAUCAAGAAACUUACAACAAAUUUACAAUAAAUUUACACUAAAGGUGAUAAGUUGCACAUAUCAGAGGCGAUGGUCUGGUGGCAUUAUCACUGGAUAGUUAAUCUAGAGACCCAGGCAAUAUUCUGGGGACCUGGGUUCAAAUCCCACCAUGGCAGAUGGUGGAAUUUGAACUCAAUAAAUAUCUGGAAUUAAGAAUCUCAUGACUGCUAUAAAUCCAUUGUCAGAAAAACCAUCUUGUUUAUUAACAUCUCUUAGGGAAAGGAAACUGCCAUACUUACCUGGUCUGGCCUACAUGUGACUCUGGAUCCAUAACAAAGUGUUUGACUCUCUGUUGCCUAGCCAGUGAUGCCCUCAUCCUAUUAAAAAGUAUUUAAUUUGAAAGUUGCCUGUUUGGAGAGAAUAUGAAAGCAGAUUCAGAAAUACACAAAGGCACCAUGUUUUGGUAGUUGUUUGUACAGAAACAAAUAGAGGGAAAGGAAAAUCAAUUGGUAAUAGCAAGAUCUGGAAGACUCUCUUCCUGUUUCCUUCUCAUCAUCUCAAAAAGUCGGUUUUAGUAAUAAAUCAAACUGGUAAAACAUCCAUUCAUUGAAAACUCAAGGAUUCUACAGAUUUCAAGACAUAUUAAACAGCCAUGAUCUCAGGUACAACUAUAACAACUCAAGAGCUAUAAGAAUUUCGUAAAAUGCAUUUUUAAAAAAUCUUUCUAGUAGUAGAACUCUCCCCUUUUUUAACCUUAUACUUGUGUUUGUGUUUCAUGCUGCAUUUAUUAAUUUUUUUGAGGUUAGCAAGUAAUAAAACUUCUCAUUCCUUCACUCAGAAGAAACUUGUAAUUGGCUUAAAUUGAUCAGUACUAAAUUUUAACUAAAGGCUAAUAUAGUUUCGUAUUGCAAAUAAUUAAAACUCCCAGGCAUUGCAAUUCACCCCUUCUCACUAUACCUAGGUUUAGGUAUACAAAACAAUAAGGUACAAUAAAAGGUGGAGCUAUUCAAUUGAAAGAUGAUUUCAGUGAGUUGAAAAGUAAUCUUCCCCAGCUAGAUAGGAUCAAUUGGUUGAUAAAACAUUACAUGGGAAGCCUGCAAGGAGCAUGUAGUUUGGAUUCAGACUAAACCUAUUUGCAUGUGGGGAAAGGAAGAGAGUCCAAAGUUAAAGCUCCUAAGGUGACUCAAGAAUAUAGAUAUCUAGAAUUGUACCUUUACAAAUCAUUGAAGGUGGUAGGACAUGUUGAGAGGGACCUAAAGAUGCCAUCCAGGAUCUCUGGAUUUAUAAAUAAAGUGUGAAAGCAAUUAUAUUUUCCCAAAUCUUUAUGAACCACUGAGCUGCAGCACUGUGACAUUUCUAAUUAUCACACUUUAGAGAAAGUAUCAAAACCUUGGAGAGUGUCCAGAAUGGUACCAUGAAUGAAAACUUUCUGUUCAAAAUAUAGAGAAACUAAGAUUGUUCUCAAUAAAACGGAGAAUUACACAGAGAUUUGAAAGAGCUGAUCAAAGUGAUAAGGGUUUCAAUUGUAUGAAUGAAGAAAAAUUGUUCCUAGUGAUAUAUGACAGUUAAUGAAUGGACAUAGAUAUAAGGUAGUUGACAAAAUAAACGGAGGUGACUUUAGGAAAACAAAAUGUAGUGGGUGGUUAUGAUAUGGAGAACAUUCCCUCAAAUGGUGAUAGAGGCAGAUUCAAUGAUAUUUAGUUGAAUAUUUGAAUUAGAAAAAAAAACUCCAGUUACUGAGAAAAUGUAAGGCAGUGGAACCUAAUUGUAAUGAGUCAGCAUGGGCAUAAUGUUUUGAAUGGCCUUGUUCUAUGUUAUACCAUCAUAAGAUACAUCGGGGAGAAUUUAAUGCUUUCCCCUUAGGUGAGUUUAAGAUAGGAGGAAGAGAAGGAAAUUGGCUUGGAAGAUGUGGGGUGAGUACCCUGCUAAAUUCCUGUCUUUGCCCUGAUUAAACUGGGGUGGGAGCCUUCUUGUCCUGAUGCCAAGUGAAGCCACUAAGUAGGUAGUAACACCCACUUACAGUCUUCAGAAUGCAACUGCUGUCAUUCAACCAAUAGCACAAGGGAGCAAUUGCCACACAGAAUGUCUGAGAAGCAAACUCUGUCAGGUGGUCACUUGUGUGAUGGUGGUGGAGGAGGAGGAGUCCCCCAUUGUUAGUUACUCACUGUGACAAGUACAAACCCCUGACAUUUCUUCCAAACUCCCAACAACCCUCUCUCUCAACAGUGAGUGAUUCCCACCCAGCAAUCCCCAUUUGAUCCUCUUUCUCAUCUGAGGCAUGGGUCUUUUGCUGAUUCUGGGCCUUUUGGAUAUAUUGCCAACAGCUAACACCACAUUCACAGUGCUGCUACCUGCAAUGGAGAGCUGCCAGUCUCUGAUCGGCCAAGAACUCUUCAGGGUAUCUGAUCACAAUGAAAGCCUUCCAAUGGUCACUUACACAAUGAAGAAUCAUUUGAUAUGGUGGCCUUUCUCAAAGAAGGUAUUGCAGGUCGAUGGCUCUUCAGUUUACAAGUAAAACUCCCAUCACCUGAACUGAAUGUAUUCUUAUGUAGGAAAUAGAUAGGUUGCUGAAGGAGGUGGAAUGGAUGGUAAGGUGAUUGGUGAAAAGGGGAAAGGCAGAAAGCAGUUAAAUGUCAGAGAUACUGAAGAGGGGAGCUGAAUUGUCUGGACAACAAUGAAGGAGGGAGGGAUGAAUGCCAAUGAAGAGGAAGGAAAUGCAGGCAAAAGGGUAAUAUUGAUCCUGUCCUUAAUGGGCCUACCUUUCAAUAGUAAAAGUUUUAUGUAACAUGUAAGAGCAAAGCAUUUUAAUAUACGGAUGAUGGCUAUGAAAAUAUAUAUGUAUGGUAUUGAUAUUAAUAAAUAAUUAAAGAAUUCACAAA